UCUUGGCACGACGCGCGAUGGUUGACAAUCCUUACCUCGCUCAUCGUCACCCUUCCGAGCGCGGCGCAGGCUCUUCUAAACCCAUGGCGGCAGAGAAGGAGCCCUUAUUUGGUUUCGUCCCCCGCCUCGUCAAGGGGGACCAAGUGCGCUCUGCUCUCGAGCACGAGCUCAACCCCUUCACCAAGCAGCCACACUCCGCACAAUACAAGAAAAUCCUUGAGCAGCGAAAGAAGCUACCUGUGUACGGCCAGAUGGAUGACUUCUUCAAGAUCUUCAGCGAGAACCAAAUCAUUGUGAUGGUUGGAGAGACGGGAUCGGGGAAGACCACGCAAAUACCGCAAUUCGUUGCCUACUCCGACCUCCCCCACACGAAAGGCAAGAUGGUGGCUUGUACUCAGCCGCGUCGAGUGGCGGCUAUGUCAGUUGCGAAGCGUGUGGCGGACGAGAUGGAUGUCCAGCUUGGUCGACAUGUCGGAUAUUCCAUCCGUUUUGAAGAUAUGACGGAACCCGGAACCACCUUCCUCAAGUAUAUGACCGAUGGUAUGCUCCUCCGCGAGGCCAUGAACGACAAUCAGCUCUCACGGUACUCCACCAUCAUCCUCGACGAGGCGCACGAGCGCACCCUCGCUACCGACAUCCUCAUGGGUCUUCUGAAGAAGAUCGCACAAGAGCGUCCCGACCUCAAGAUCAUCAUCAUGUCCGCUACCCUCGACGCCCUCAAGUUCCAGAAGUACUUCGCCCUUAACAGGGGCAAGGGAAAAGACAAGGACACCGCACCACUAUUCAAGGUUCCCGGCCGCACGCACCCCGUCGAGGUCUUCUACACCCAGGAGCCGGAACCAGAUUAUGUCGAAGCCGCCAUCCGCACCGUUCUCAUGAUUCACCGCGCUGAAGAGCCAGGCGACAUCCUCCUCUUCCUUACUGGUGAGGAGGAAAUUGAAGACGCCUGUCGAAAAAUCAAGAUCGAAGCCGACGACCUCGUAAACUCCGACCCCGAUUCUGUCGGUCCCCUCAUCUGCAUUCCCCUCUACUCGUCCCUUCCCCCGCAACAACAGCAGCGCAUCUUCGACCCUCCCCCAGCAGGACGUCCAGGCGGGCCUCCCGGCCGCAAGGUCGUGGUGUCGACCAACAUCGCCGAGACGUCGCUCACCAUUGACGGCAUCGUCUAUGUCGUCGACCCUGGUUUCUCCAAGCAGAAGGUGUACAAUCCGCGAAUUCGCGUCGAGUCACUGCUCGUCAGCCCGAUCAGCAAAGCGUCGGCGCAGCAACGUGCUGGUCGUGCCGGGCGUACGCGACCAGGCAAGUGCUUCAGGCUGUACACCGAGAAGGACUUCAUGGGCGAGCUGGAGGAGCAGACGUACCCUGAGAUCUUGCGGUGUAAUCUGGCGAACACCGUCUUGGAGUUGGUCAAGUUGGGUAUCAAGGAUCUCGUCCGCUUCGACUACGUCGACGCUCCGGCACCCGAGACGCUCAUGCGCGCCCUCGAGUUGUUGAAUUACCUUGCCGCUCUGGACGACGAGGGCAAUCUGACACCCCUGGGCGGUAUCAUGGCCGAGUUUCCGUUGGACCCGCAGCUCGCGAAAAUGCUCAUCGUAUCUCCGGAGCUGAAGGUCAGCAACGAGGUACUGACCAUCACAGCGAUGCUCUCUGUCCCCAACGUCUGGCUUCGCCCGAACAAUCAGCGGCAGCAGGCAGACGCCGCGAAGGCGACGUUCACCGUUCCCGAUGGUGAUCACCUCACCCUCCUCAACGUCUUCAAUCAGUAUAUGCAGAACAAAUACGACAAGAACUGGGCAUGGAAUCAUUACCUCUCCGCUCGGGCUCUGCAGCAGGCAGAGAACGUGCGGGAACAGCUCAAGCGCAAUAUGGAGCGCUACGAGCUGGACCUGCUAAGCAUCACCGAUGAGAAGAAAAUGUACAUGAAUAUCCGUAAAGCGCUCGUCUGCGGCUUUUUCAUGCAGGUUGCGCACAAGGAGGGCGAGAAGGGGAGCUACCUCACCAUCAAGGACAACCAAGUCGUCGCUCUCCACCCCAGCUGCGGCCUUGAUACGCAACCUGAGUGGGUGCUGUUCAACGAAUUCGUGCUCACGACGCGGCCAUAUAUUCGUACGGUCACCGAGAUCAGACCAGAUUGGCUCUUCGAAUACGCGGCAAAUUACUACGACCUCAAUACCUUCCAGGAUGGUGAGACGAAACGCGCGUUGGUCCGAGUUGCGAAUAAGCGCGCCGGAAAAGCUACGGGCAGGGUUGAUGAACCGACCAGUAAACGCGCAACCAAGAAGCAGCGUACGUAGGCGGAGGGGUGUCGCAGUCACGCUCGCUGAAUGGCGAUUGUGAGGGUUAUUGUAUAUUCUACCACUGCGCUCCGUUGCUAUCCACAGCCUGCCUCCCCGGCAGUCGAAAGAGUAAGGAGGAUCGGAAGACCAGUGGCAUAGACCUCCCCGAGCAUCCCAAGCGAAUCGAGAUCAACGGUCGAAGGAGUUGUAUAUGUAGAUCAGUCUGGCAUGUAUUCACGCUUCCCAACGACCUUGUGGAGCAUUGUUUCAUCGUC
Molecule: messenger RNA, 2551 nt
Organism: Schizophyllum commune H4-8
Lineage: Eukaryota; Fungi; Basidiomycota; Agaricomycetes; Agaricales; Schizophyllaceae
Product: P-loop containing nucleoside triphosphate hydrolase protein
Exons: 9
Coding region: 18-2294 (758 amino acids)
Cellular component (GO): intracellular anatomical structure; spliceosomal complex
Molecular function (GO): ATP binding; RNA helicase activity; RNA binding
Source: RefSeq, a predicted model, not a curated record